CAAAAUUAGUGAACAUUCUUCAUUUAAUCACUACGAUCAUGACUAUGGUAGCAAAUCUAUGGUGAAUUAUUCUGUCACUGAGUUGUCUUACUUACAUUGUCAAAUUUGAUAUGAUGGCCUAUGUUGAUAGAAGUUGAGCUGCAGAAAUUAUUACUGAGAAAGAACUACAUUUUAAAUUGAUAAAUAAUAAAUUAGAUAAUGUGUCAAUCGCCAUAAAGAUAUCGAUAAAGCUCCAGUGGUUCAUAAAAGCCUUAAAAGGGAUGUAUUUAAGAGUUCUCACAGUUCUGAUGUGGAGGCUCUGGAUAGCGAGGAAGAAGGAAUUCUUCUCCACGCUGAUGGAGGUGGUGGUUCCAGUGUUGCCCUUCGCCCUCAUUUAUGUAUUUAGGGAGAAACUAUUCCCAGACUCUAGUUUCUCUGGUACUACUUUUCUUGGAGUGGAAAAGCCUGUACCAAGUCAAAUAAUGCGCAAGGAUAUUAUCCAUUCCACAACGCGUCCACCGUAUUCGGAUACACUAAAGAAAUGGGGCCAGAUGAAGCGGUCAUCGUGUUUCAUAACGUAGCAGAACACAGCUGGCCAGACAACCUCAAUUAUUCAAUCCGAAUGAAGAACCAGUUCAUGACAGACGGACCACUCUCUGAUGGCGAGGAGUACAACGUGAUUCCACUGCCUCAUAAACAAUAUGGAACAAUAUACAAGUCGUUCAUGCGACUCCAAUGGGCCGUAGACACCAGCUUCAUAGAAAUGAUGACCGGCAACGUAGUUAAACAGAGAAUGUCGGUGCAAGAGUUUCCAUACGUCAGCUACUCUAGCAUAGAAGAUAAAGGCGCCACUCACUCUCUCAAAUCAGACUUACUGUUUUUCGCAGCUGAUCUAGCAAUAUUGCCGGGUUUUUACACAUUAAUGUUGCGCACAUUAACUGAAAAAGCGAAUGGAGUACAGGAGCUUAUGAAAAUGACGGGCGUGACUCCUUACGACCUGGCCACGUCUCACGUCCUAAACGCCCUGGUUCCUGGGCUGAUAUACUCGCUGGCCAGCACUGUGCUAAUGAAAAUGGAACCGUCGGCUCUGCUGAUGAAGUCACACUCGUUCCUCAUAUUCUUGGCGAUGUUCCUCCAGAGCUUGUUCACAAUUACUGCGGCUAUGGUCAGCAGUUACUUGGCGAGACAAGCACCACCUACUGGGUUGACAGUAUCAGCGGUAUACAUUUUGCUAACUCUACCGGCGUAUAUCGUCAGUAAUUUGGAUUUGUCGAAAUACAUGGUGUACCCUUGUGGGCUGAUACCUUUCAUGCCGCUCUCCUGGAUCUUCAAAGAAGCUUGUAAGCUUGAAGCCAUGGGAACUGGGUUAACGCUCACAACCAUGAUGAAGUCCCACACAGACAUGUCGGGCCCGGCGCUCAUGGCGUACAUCGUCUUCGUCAUCCACAUCAUCCUGUGCGUGGCACUGUUCUGGUACCUGGACCUGGUCAUCCCUGGCUACUAUGGCUCUACGCAUCCGUGGAACUUUCUCUGGCAGAAAGAAUAUUGGUCCAAAACUGCAUCCGACCCAAAUAUCGGGACGGAGAAAAUAGAAAAGCCACUAGCACAGGUUCAAGACCCGCAGUAUUUCGAGGAGCCUCCUAAACACCUAGAGGCUGGAAUCAAAGUCAUCAACGUCACCAAGGAAUAUCCUAAACAUAGGGCACUGGACAACGUAUCCCUGGAAAUUUUUAAAGGCGAAAUCACUAUCCUACUGGGACACAACGGCGCGGGAAAGAGCACUCUCAUGUCUGUCAUCACAGGUAUGACGGGCGCUACAAAGGGCAAGGUUCUCGUGAAUGGUUUUGACAUGAUGUCUCAUAAGGCGGCAGCGCGACAGCAAAUGGGCCUGUGUCCGCAACAGAACAUGUUCCUUGAGAGUUUAUCAGUCAUUGAACACGUCAUGUUCUUCACCCUGCUAAAUGGUGGCACAUUUGAAGAAGCCCGAAAAUCAUCAAAGAUCCUCUUAGACCAGCUCCAUAUAAAGGAUAAGGCUAAAAACAAAACUUCUCAGCUAUCUGGAGGUAUGCAGAGACGGGUUCAGUUAGCGUGCGCCCUAGCAGGCCAGGCUAGCGUACUAUUGCUGGAUGAGCCAACGUCAGGUUUGGAUGUAGAGACCAGGCGUUCGCUCUGGGAUCUGCUAUUGUCCUUGCGAGGGACACGCACCGUCUUGCUGUCGACUCACUUCAUGGAGGAGGCGGACGCUUUAGGCGACCGCGUGGCGGCGUUGCACGCAGGCCAGCUACGAUGCCACGCCACGCCCAUGCACCUCAAGAGGGCCAUAGGUACCGGCUACCGCCUAACUUUCACCACGACCGGAGUGCCUAACGAGCCAGCUAUUACCAGUGCUGUCAAGUCUGUGGUCCCCGAAGCCACAGUCAAAGAAUCUGGGUUCAACUCCAUCUCCUACAACCUACCAUCUGCAAACAGCAAAAACUUCCCCAGCCUAUUUUCAACGCUGGAAUCCCAGAAGACUGAGCUGCGUAUUGAGUCUAUCGGAGUUGGAACGUCUACGCUUGAAGAAGUGUUUCUGAACCAAAUGACGUCCACUGCUGGACAAAGGCCUCCCCCAAGGUUUUCCACAAUGAACGGUCGCGCACUGCCCGCAUCCAGGCUCUUCCUGCGACCUUUACCAUCUGGGCUUUGCAGUAAUGUUGAAACUGGUCCAAUAGCGGAGGAUGAAAUCAAAGGAAGGAAAGCGCCCAAGUACAAAAAAUUAAAGGGUAUACCCCUGUACUUUAGACAAAUGAUGGCACUAAUCAAGCGAUAUUUGAGGUUCCUUUGGAUCUACAAAAUCACACAAAUUGGAUUCGGAAUAAUCCGUGUUGUAAUCCUAAUACUGGUCAUAACCGGCAUCACAAACGACUCCAAACAUCCGAAGAAGGACAAGACGUUUCUGGCCAUGAACCUCGACAUGUACAGACCAUCGUCAGACUACAGAAUCUUGUACAAGAUAGAUGGGAACGACUCUGAUCUGAGGCCGCUGAGCGAUCAGUACCCGAGAGUGCAUUUUGAGAGCGCCUCUGAUGUUGAUGAAGCUUUGCUUCGUUCUAGCCAGCAAGAUAAAAUGGAGUAUUACAAUUAUUUAGCUGGAAUAGAACUCAAUGAAACUGAUGCUAAGGUGAUGUACACAACGACAGUUCGUCACGCUGCUCCAUCAGCUUUGAACGUACUGUCCAACCUCGUCGCCACUCGUGCGCUACCUUGGGCGGGUGGUCGCACCAUCACCACCUACAACCAUCCUCUGGCUGGCGCAUACACGCCCUACUCCUUUACGGAGAUAAAAGAACCGAAAAGUAUCACUAACAUUAAUCUUUGGAUGUUCUCCACAACUCUCAUGCUUCUCUCGGGCAUCAUCUUCAUGAUCCAGCUGCCGUGCAAGGAGGCAUCGGGCGCGCGCCAUAUCCACGCCUUAGCUGGUUGUUCUCCAGAACUUCAUUGGGCGGCCUUGCUGUUAGCAUGUGCACUACAGGUGCUCCUCACGUACGUCGUCACUCUGAUCGUGGCUUGCACCUUCCUGGACUUCGAUAAGACUUUCUCGGACAUGGAGUUUAUGAUUGCAGCUUCGGUGGUGGUGCUAUUGGGUAGCAUGGCGAUGCUCUCUUUUUCGUACCAGAUCACGAUAUAUUUCUCGCAGGGUCUGGCCGUUGGACUGAUUGCUAUCACAAUGGUUUUUUUCGUUCUCAUAUUUCCAAUACUUCUGGGAUUGGUGCCAUCGACUAGAGUCUUCGAACCGACGGCUGUGGUAGUGAUGCCUCCGUAUACCUUUAACCAGGCAAUGGAGGGGUGUACCAUGACGGCAUACCUAAACGCGUUCUGCAAACUCAACAAGGACAAAUGCCCAACUCUCGUGAUGGCUAUCCCGUAUUUUGACGCUGACAAAUGCUGCAAAUCUGUGGACACCAACCCGUGGUGCUAUUUUUGCUUCCAAGACGUUGCGCCUGGAAAAAAUAUUAUUUAUCUGACCGUCCAAAUCUUCCUGUAUAUGACUGUUGUGAUCUUAAGCCAAAGAGGCAUGUUCUGUGUGAUAUGGGAGAAGACUGUGAACUACACGUACAAGCCACCAGCCCCGCGAUACAAUGAUAGGAUGGUCAAAGCAGAGCAGGAGUAUGUCAAGAAAACUAUCAAGCUUCCGCCGCAAUAUAUCCCAGACUUAAUGCUGGUGUCAAAAGUGCACAAGAACUACCGAGGUUUAACCAGUAGCUUCACUGCAGUCAAGGGCGUCAGUUUCUCCGUCAAGAGAGGCGAAUGUUUUGGUCUAUUGGGCGUAAACGGAGCAGGUAAAUCUACCAUGUUCCGGAUGCUGACUGCAGACAUGUGCCCAACCAAAGGGCGCAUCUUUACUAACGGCCAUGAACUGACGUUUCCGUAUUCCAGUAAGUAUCUGUACUCUCUGGGCUACUGCCCUCAAUUUUGGGGCCUGGACGACUUCUUGACCGGCAGGCAGAACCUGGAUCUCCUUCUCGCGCUCCACGGCCUCAACGAACGCGACACGAAUGCCGAAACAAAGGCCUGGAUCAAACUUGUUGGCCUGGAAAAGUACACGGACCAGCUGGUGUCAGGCUACAGCGGCGGCUGCCUGCGGCGGCUGGCGGCGGCGUGCGCGCUGUGCACGGGCGCGCCGCUCACGCUGCUGGACGAGCCCACGGCCGGCGUCGACGUGGCCGCGCGCCGCCGCGUGUGGUACGCGCUCAAGCGCGGCCUGCGGGACCAGCACGCCAUCAUCAUCACCUCGCACAGUUUGGACGAGAUGGAAGCGCUGUGCCAUCGUAUCUCCAUCAUGGCGGCUGGUGAGAUAUGCGCGUUGGGCUCUCCCGCCGGACUGCGAGCCGCGUUUGCUUCGGGGCACUCGGUCAUCUUGAAGAUCAAGUAUGAACCGGGCGCGUCAAGCAUGAGACACAGAAGAUCUCGGCGAAAGGGCAGUAAAACUGUCACUAUAGCACCAAACCCGAAAGCAUAUCGACUAAAAGCCGCGAUAGAGAAGAAAUUCAAGUGUACUCUCAAAGAUGAACAUAAGACGAUGCUGCACUACCACAUAAACGAGACGAUGGAAUACAGCAAGCUAUUCCAAGAGAUGGAAGAUUUAAAGACCACCUUCUCAGAGUUGAUAGAAGACUAUACCGUCUCGGAGACGACCCUGGAGGAGGUGUUCCUAUCAUUCGCGAAGCCCCAGAGCGGGCCAGCGGGUAAAUCUAAAUCGGGGACAAAGCCUAAAGGGAUUCUAAAAGAUGUGUCAGCCGGGCCCGCAUAAUUAUUUUAAUCUUCCCUUUUUACGUAUUUGAGCUAUCAUGGAAUUGAUCGAAGAUGACUAUGGCAAUAUUAUGUCCCUGUAUUAAACAUAGGGGAGUU
This is a messenger RNA of Ostrinia furnacalis (Asian corn borer), 5367 nucleotides long. RefSeq names its product ATP-binding cassette sub-family A member 1-like. NCBI's taxonomy places the organism in Eukaryota, Metazoa, Arthropoda, Insecta, Lepidoptera, Crambidae. Gene Ontology annotation, molecular function: ATP binding; ABC-type transporter activity; ATP hydrolysis activity. Gene Ontology annotation, cellular component: membrane. The coding region runs from base 521 to 5269 and encodes 1582 amino acids. Gene Ontology annotation, biological process: transmembrane transport. The transcript has 32 exons. The record is from RefSeq and is a predicted model, not a curated record.